Molecule: messenger RNA, 4605 nt
Organism: Cinara cedri
Lineage: Eukaryota; Metazoa; Arthropoda; Insecta; Hemiptera; Aphididae
Source: the annotation of a GenBank genome assembly
AUGGGAAAGACGUAUUAUUCGAUUUUUAAAGCGACAACAUUUUGGAAAAAGUUAACGAAAAAGGCAUUGAACUUACUGAGGCCUUUAAAUGAACAUUUAAACACAAUUGUUCCUUUUGUGAUUAUUGGAAACGAAGGUUUUGCAUUAAAUGACAAUUUAUUAAGGCCUUAUGGAGGGACACAUUUAGAUAAGGACAAAUUAAUUUUUUACUAUCGAUUGACUAGAGCUAGAAGGAAGGAAGGAAGGAAUGCGCUUUUGGUAUCUUAUUAAAUAAAUGAAAAAUAUUCCAUAGGUUUUUGGACUUAAAUAUAGAAAUAGCUAUUUGUAUAGUAAAAGCAUGCACAGUACUACAUAAUUUUCUUUGACAAAAAGAUGGUUUUGAUUUCGAAAGAACCCUAAUAGAACCAGAAAUAAAUUAUUUCCCUAAUAUACCAAACACACAAUCAAUAAGAGGAGGCAGUUCAGCAAACUCAAUCAGGGCAACAUUUACGAACUAUUUUGUCUCUGAAGCUGAAUCAGUUCCUUGGCAAGAUGAAGCCAUAGGUACUUAACUUCAGUCGCAGAAUAAAAGUACGCCAUCUAUUACCAUUACUUUUUUAAAAAUUAAUUGUAUUAAUUAUUUCUUAACUUAUUAUCAUAAUGUGAAAAGACUAAAUAAAGAAUUAUGUAAAAUAUUUGUUUUGUAUUAGUUGAAAUUUGCAAAUAUUAAAACAUACAAAAUUAUAAUAACCUACCAAAAUCUUGCUUUUCUUUCUAUUCCAACACAGGAAAGUUUUAAUUUAGAAUACUGCAUAUCUCUUAUCCAUGCAUUUUUUUAUUGGCAAAUCAAAUAUUUUAAAAUAAAAUUUCUUAAAUAAAUAUUUAUACGAUUUUUUUUAUCUGAAUUUUUAGCAAAAAUGAAAAUAACAUGCAUAAUUUAUAUAUUAUUCUAUAAAUUAAUUUGAAAAAAUAUUAACAAUAAAAUAAUUAAAUAAAUAAAUUAAAUAGGCUACGGAUUUAAAAAUGUUGUGAAUACGAUUUUCUAUUAUAUAUUUUAUCAGGUACGUCACGAUAUAAAACCCAGCAGUAGUCUAGAUAGGAUUUAGAUAGGACAUUUGUCUUUAAGAUAAGAGCACAACAAUGUAAAUAAACGGCUAAACUAUGUUCUGCCCUUAUUAUGGCUUGUACGCCUUUAUAGGCCCCACGUAUUGGUGCAGCACCAUCAUAGAAUUGUCCUCUAAUUUCUUCAAUUUUGAGCCUAUUAAUUUUCAACACUUCUUUAAUUAAAUCAGUGAGAGAUUCUCUAUCUGUUGAGUUUGUACUAUAAAAUCCCAAAAACACUUUUUUUGGUUCUACAUUAUUUACAUACUUUAAAAAAAAAGACACUUGCUCGUCUCGACUUAAAUCUUAGGUUUCAUCAAUAAGAAUCCUAUAUAUUUCAGCUGACAUAAUUUCUGAUAUAAUCACUCAUUUAGGUCAAAAAUAUAUUUAAAUAUACAUAGUUAAAUGAUUUUUCUUUAUAUAAAUAAUAUCAUUGAAUUAUAUUGUUGUUUUUUGCCCGAAAAGUUAAUAGAUAGCUCAAUAAAGUUACUAUUAUUUAUUGAUUUAGAAUCCUCUUCAUGACCCCUAAUAGCUAUUUCUUGCUUAACACAAUAAAGAAAAGUUUCCAAAAUAUUCUUUAAGUAAUUUCGAUUAUCAGAUAUUACUUGACUAAGAUUUUUGUUAAUUAACCCAAUUAUAUUUCCAGAAUUUGAAUUAAUGAUUGUUUAUAUCCAAUUACUUUACAAAACACCUCUUUAUGUGAAUUGCUUUUUUUAUGAAUGGAAAAUCUUUGAGUUGCUUUCCCCCAUUUAUUAAAUCCACAUGGAAUAAAUGCUGUUUCCAUAUCAACUGUAAGAAAAGCUCGACAAUAAAAACAAAAAGUUGAAUCAAAUUUUUACUAUACUUCCACCAUUCAUAAAACUUAUACCAUUCUAGCCUAAAUGUUCUACCAGAACUACGAGGAGAUGUAAUAUUUACUAGUUGAUAUGGACCCAAUUGCAUUGUUAAAUUUAUAUAAGUUUGUUUUUCACCUUUUGCUAGGUCACGUUCUACAAUAUUGCUUGAUGAAGAGUUUAAAACAUUCUGUUUACAUUUGCAUUUGCUCCUAUAAAAAUAUACAUUCAUAGUUAUACAUUUUAGGUUAAUUCAAUAUAUUAUUUUGUGAAAAUGGUAAGCUCUAUCUAAGAAAUACAAGAAACGGAAAACCCGAACUUUAUAAAGUUUUCUCUCAUAACUUUAAAACAAAGUUCGUUCGCCUUUUUUUACAUUUUUAAUGUACAUGUAAAACCACACAUUUUGAAAAAUAAAAAACUGAAAAUUUGCGUGGCUGCUAAACUAGAUUUGUUCUGAAUAGUUAUAUUAUUAGGUAUGAGUUUUAACAAAUAAUCGUCUACAUUUUAUUUAUAGGUAAUUUUUUUUUAAUCUUUAUUAACUCAUUAGACUUAGAAAACUCAUCUAAUAUUCUUAAAAUGUAUUACAAUUUAUUAAAUAUCUUACAGUUUUUAGUAAAUAGAUAGGUAUAUAUUUAAAAUGUGUAUACAUUAUAAUGUAUAACAAAAAUAAUAAAAUAUUACCUAUAUCAUAUUAACAUUUAAUUUUCACAUAUUAUUUAAAUCUUAAAUAUAAAUUAUAGAAUAGGACCGUUUGAAAAAUAUGUAACAAGUUUAGAUACUUAAUAUAUAAUAAUUUAUUGUUUUAAAUUAUACUAUAGAAGGUAGGUAUAUAAGUGAUAAAAGAUAACAUAUAAUACAAUUAAAAGAUAUAAUAAUAAACUAUUAAAAGGUAUUUUUUUAUUGACCUUAAAUUAUAAUCUAUUAAAGUUUAUAUAUUGACAUUUAAAAUUUAGAUUUGUUCUACGUAAAGUUUAAAGCAUUGUUAGUUAUAGGACAAUUCUCCCCAAUUUAGGACAGUUGGUAACCUUUAUUUUGAUAUGUUUUUCAAAGAGCCACAGAUUGCAUGUUAAGAAGCUCUCAGCCCCUUCUAUAGAUGAAUGUAAUCUCCUGCAAACUUCAAGAAUGUCGAUAGUAAAAACUAUGAAUCUAAGUACAUAUCACCACUUUGGCUUAGAAAAAGUUCUAAUCAACUUUCUAAGAAAUAAUUUUGAUUUCAUUAAAGUAAAAUACUAUGCAUUUUAGAAGUUUUAAUCAAUGUAGAUGGCUUGCCUUUAUCUAAAUCUUCAUCAAGUCAAUUUUGGCCAAUACUAGGAGCUAUCUAUCAAUAUAAUUAUGGUUUUUUAAUUGGACUCUAUCAUAGUAAAAGGGCAAACUUUCCAAUGUAAAGAGUUUUAGAGUCUUUUAGAUUUUAUAAAUGAAGUGCAACAUUUAAUUGAGAAUAGAAUCAUUUAAUUAAAUUUAAUCUCGGACUACACAGGGUCUCCCACGAAAAUUUGACAAAUGCAAUAAUUUUUAUUCUAUUCAAUAUUUUUGUUAUACAUUUUUUUUUUAAAUAAUUAGUAUGCCUCAACGCUACAGUUUGUACAAUUAUUCAAUAUAUUAUUUUGAUAUCGUUAAUCAGAUACCUAUAUUAAUACAUAUACAACAUACAAAUAUAGUCCAACAAUAACUACACUAAAUAAUACAAAUCACCAACAUUUAUGUAAUAUAAAAAUAUACAAUUUAAGUUAUCUGAAUCAGUUAAUAAUAAUAAUUACUCAAUAGUCCGAAUGAAAAAAAUGCUCGAUUUAUUUUUCUUAAUCAGACAUUAAUAUAAAUAAUAUAUUAUACGACAAGCUACAUUAUUAUACUAUUUUAGAAUGAUGCAUACAACAUAUUAUUAUUUAUUAAAUAUGCCAUCAAUAAAAUACUAAUGUGCUCUGUUUAAAAAUGUUACGUGAGUUAAACGUGUACAACCCUACAUAAAUAGUAUAUAGGCAUACGCAUUGAUUAUUAAAUCAAAGGUAGGUUUAAGCAAAUACUUUAAUAUUAUAAUAAAAUAAUAUUUAGUAAAGGUAUUAGUAUGAUAUUAAUGACAUUAAUCAAUGAACAAUAUACAUUUAAUGUACUAGUGUGAUUUACUUAAAUAUGUCAGUAUGUACUCAGUAUUUACUGUCGAAUGUCCGGUGACCUAUGUGGGAUUUAUAUUUUAUAACUGUAAUUUAACACUUACUCAUGCAUUAUAGUUAUAUACGAAUUUUACCCGUUUUUUUUUUGGGGGUUUUUCGCAUUUGAUGAGAAAACUUGAAAAUAUCGAAAAAUAAACCGCUUAAAGUACCCCCCCUCCACAUCGAUUUCCUUUCAAAAACGGUGCUAUACGUAAAAAUCAGAACAAUUCCUCUGGUAGCAAAGUUGUCCACAGAAAAAAAUAAUAAUCUUUAUAAAACCAUAGUCUUCUUUGCUCCACUAAGAAUCUUAAAUAUAUUUGCCCUAUAAAAUUAAAUUUAAAAACAAUAAAUUUGUUUAUUGUUAUUUAUUUAUAGAUGAUUAUGAAAAAGCAUACAAUAUGAUGAUUAAAGCAUAUAUAAAAUCAAGUGAGUCAAAUUUGGAGUCAGAUCUUGAAAAAAAGAGAUUGAGGUUUCCGAAAUUUGGAAAUUUUCUUCUUCGAGACUAUUUCCAAUUGAUACCAGCAAAGAGGGUGGUAAUGAAAUAG